Messenger RNA from Acinonyx jubatus (cheetah), 3472 nucleotides. RefSeq names its product keratin 80 (gene KRT80). The coding region runs from base 171 to 1574 and encodes 467 amino acids. The transcript is spliced from 9 exons. Gene Ontology annotation, molecular function: structural constituent of skin epidermis. The record is from RefSeq and is a predicted model, not a curated record. Lineage: Eukaryota; Metazoa; Chordata; Mammalia; Carnivora; Felidae. Gene Ontology annotation, cellular component: keratin filament. Gene Ontology annotation, biological process: keratinization; intermediate filament organization.
GCCAGCCCCAGCUCCAUGGAGGGGGGGUGGGCGGCUGUGAACAGCCCCCUCAGGCAGGCAGGUCUCAGGCCCUGGGACGAGCUGGGUGCGUGGUGCCGGGGGAGGGGCGGAAGCAUCGCAUCAUCUAACAGGUUGGUCGGGCUGGGAGGCGUCCCGCCCUCCCGGAGCUAAUGAGCACUGUAGGACAGGUGUUUGCUCCUCAGUCCCCAGCCUGCCCUGCCUGCGACCAGAGCCAGCUGCCCGCCACCCCUCAAAGGCUCACUCACACCCCCGUGCCCUCCCGAGUCCCGGGCCCGGGGGCCGCGAUGGCCUGCCGCUCCUGCGUCGUUGGCUUCAGCAGCCUUAGCAGCUGUGAGGUGACCCCUGCGGGCGGCCCCCGGCCUGGGACCUCGGGAUGGGACAGCUGCGGAACCCCCGGGCCAGCCUUCAGCUCCCGCAGCCUCACAGGCUGUGGGCCGGCCGGCACCAUCCCCAAGGUAACCGUGAACUCCAACCUGCUGGUGCCCCUGGACCUCAAAGUGGACCCAGCCAUCCAGCAGCAGAAGAACCAGGAGAAGGAGGAGAUGAAGGUCCUCAACGAUAAAUUUGCCUCCCUGAUUGGCAAGGUGCAGGCCCUGGAGCGGCGCAACCAGCUGCUGGAGACCCGCUGGCACUUCCUGCAGGGCCAGGACUCCGCCACCUUCGACCUCGGGCACCUCUAUGAGGAGUACCAGGGCCGGCUGCAAGACGAAGCGCGCAAAGUGAGCCAGGAGCGGGCCCAGCUGGAGGCCAACCUGCUGCAGGUGCUGGAGAAAGUCGAGGAGUUUCGAAUCAGGUAUGAGGACGAGAUCUCCAAGCGCACAGACAUGGAGUUCACCUUCGUCCAGCUGAAGAAGGACCUGGAUGCGGAGUGUCUCCGGCGGACCGAACUGGAGACCAAAUUAAAAGGCUUGCAGAGCUUCGUGGAGCUGAUGAGAAACAUCUACGAGCAGGAGCUGAAGGACCUGACAGCCCAAGUGAAGGACGUGUCGGUGACCGUGGGCAUGGACAGCCGCUGCCACAUUGACCUGAGCGGCAUCGUGGAGGAGGUGAAGGUCCAGUAUGAUGCCAUCGCGGCCCGCAGCCUGGAGGAAGCCGAGGCGUACUCCCGGAGACAGCUGGAGGAGCGAGCCGCCUGCUCAGCUGAGUUUGGGAACAGCCUCCAGAGCAGCCGCAGCGAGAUCGCUGACCUCAACGUGCGCAUCCAGAAGCUUCGAUCCCAGAUCCUCUCCAUCAAGAGCCAUUGCCUGAAACUGGAGGAGAACAUCAAGGUGGCCGAGGAGCAGGGGGAGCUGGCCUUCCAGGACGCCAAAGCCAAACUGGCCGAGCUGGAGGCCGCCCUGCACCAGGCCAAGAAGGACAUGGCCCGGCAGCUGCGGGAGUACCAGGAGCUCAUGAACACCAAGCUGGCCCUGGACAUCGAGAUCGCCACCUACCGCAAGCUGGUGGAGGGCGAGGAGUGCAGGAUGGACUUGCCUUCUACCGCCAUGGUCAGCGUUGUGCAGUCCAGAUCCAGAACCGCCCCUUCCCUGCCCCACCCCUUAUGUUCCCUGUAGCUGCCUCCAAGUCUGGCCUUUCAAGAGCCCCCUCCCGGAUCAAGAAGAACAGAAAAGGCCCUGUGAUCCAAAUCACCGAAAUGUCUGAGAAGUUCCUCUCGCAGGAGUCGGAGGCCUCAGAGUAAGGCAGCUGGACCCCGGGAGCCCAAGUCACCCCCCUGCAGCAGGAGGGACUUAAGCUAGGCUCAAGAAAGCAGCUUGGAGCCGCUAGGUUGGGAGGGGAGGCAAACCUGACUCUGAAUGAGACAGAGAAGGGUUCACAGCAAGGCCUGCUUUUUCGUGGGCUGCCUGGGGUGGCACGGGACUGUCGCCGGCUCUUGGGAAUCACGCCACUCCAUCUCGGUAUUGCAGUCCUGCCCUUCCCACCUCCUGGCCGGAGGCUUUCCCAACUGGGUAAACUGGUAUCAGGGGUCAGUUUUAUCACCAUCUCCUUGCUCUUCUGAGGCUCCUCCGCAAACAGAGGGCUCUGACCGAGGAAUCUUUGGCCCUUUCGCCCAACCCUUGCCCUAAACUCGCAUCUCAAGCCUUGCCUUGCCUCUGCCCCAGGACUGAGGCGGGUGCCCUCGCUCACCCAGCCCCAACCAGCCAUGAAUCAGGGGCUGGUGUUCCUGGGUGCUGAGCACCCCCGGGGCCCCCAGAGACCUGACAGUAUUAGGGAGUGAAAGGAGGAAGUUCCCCAGGUGUGUGGGCCCUGAGCCCGGGGGUCAGCCCAGACACCUGUGCCUCUUCCCUCCUCCUGUGGGUCCAGUCAGAACUGGACAGGCUGCCCAGCCUGCUCCCGGCUCCUUCUCCAGAAGCUAUUCUUGCCAUGAUAAACCCCCCACGGGAGGGAAGCCCGAUGGCAGCCUGGGACCAAGCAGGAGAAUGUGGCCCUCCCCUCUCCUCCCUGACAUCCGGCGGUUCACCAUCCUGCCCAGGAUCCAAGCUCUCUGCACCCCCAUCUCCCGCCUAGGUGUUUCCAAGCCUGGAACUUGGCCCUGGUGUGCCAGGCCCUGGAGACCCCUAGGCCCACCCCUAUCAUGAAACCCUGGGCCAUUUCCCAUGAAUCCCACCUCUCGGGGUCUCUGUUCUCUCCAUCAGGCCGAUCAGAUUGACCCUUCCCUCCUUUGUAUCACUGAGGGGCCCAGGAACACCCCCGCACCUGUGGGGUGAGAGCCCCCUCCUCCCACCACGCCCACUCCCCUGCCUACAGUGGGGCCAUGAAGAAGGCACAGUCCAGGCAGGUCUGGGAGCUUCUGAGCCCUUCAGAUUGGGCGGGGGAGCCCCAGCGACAACCAAAAGGAAUUCCGCAUCCAAAGAGAAGAUCAGGGCUGGGAGGAGCGUUCUCUUUCCUCACCUUGGCUCUCACCUCUGGGGCUCACAGGGGGAUCCUGGCAGCUCCAGCCCCCCGGGUCCACGAACCACCCUCUGUCCUUCCCUCCCUUCUCCCUACCUGCCCUUGCCUCUCUCCACUGCUAGCCUCAGUCUUCCUUUCCUUCAUCUCAAUUUCCAGGACAUGGUCCCCCAAGGCCCCUGCGAGGCCUCAAGGUCCUCCAGCCUGCGGGGGGCGCUGAAGGGCCACUGACUCUCAGGCUGGAGGAAACUCAGACAUAGACUCAUCCCUGAAGUCCCCAAAGGGUGCUGAUUGCUGCUCUUUCUCUGCCUAUUUAUUGGUUUCCAAGGGAGCAAGUCUUCAGUGGGGAUGCAAGGUAUAUAAAGUAUAUAUAUUAUUUUUCAUAACUUAUGUGGCUUUUAACUUAUUGCUUCCCUUCCUGUUUCUGCAUAGUCAGUGCUAUAUUUACUAUCUGGAUAAACAACACAUAUCCCAGCCACCCCGCUGGCUGGCAGACUAUCUCGGGGCAGUGCCCCCUUCUCCCUCCAGGGGAUGAAUAAAAUGCUGAGAUUUGUCCGUGGAAAAA